Molecule: messenger RNA, 5263 nt
Organism: Epinephelus moara (kelp grouper)
Lineage: Eukaryota; Metazoa; Chordata; Actinopteri; Perciformes; Serranidae
Gene: numbl
Product: NUMB like endocytic adaptor protein
Exons: 9
Coding region: 332-2569 (745 amino acids)
Source: RefSeq, a predicted model, not a curated record
ACACAGUCAACAACCAAAGCAUCCGAGAGUACUACAGAUACACCAAUUUCACCGAAAUCUCCUUAAGAUCGUUGUUGUAAACCUUUAUUUUAUUUUAUUUUAUUUUACGUCCUAUGUGUGUUUACGCGCCGACCAGGUUGGUUUGCGGCUCCACAUCGCCUCCAUACAUCGCUUCCACAGUGCGGAUGAAGAAGAUUUUGUGAAAUUACCCAUUACAGAUUAUUCUUGUGUGUAAUAUAUUUCUGUCCGGGGUCCUGGAUUUACACAGAGGAGGAGCGGGGAGCCGAUCAUCCGUCGUUCUCUUGGUACCAGGGAGCACGUGACCCCGGAGAUGAACAAGCUUCGUCAGAGCCUGAGGAGGAAGAAGCCCACCUACGUGCCAGAGGCCAGCAGACCGCAUCAGUGGCAGGCAGACGAGGAGGCUGUACGAAAGGGCAAAUGCAACUUCCCUGUUCGGUACCUGGGGUUGGUCGAGGUGGAGGAGUCGAGAGGGAUGCACGUAUGCGAGGAGGCAGUGAAGAAGCUUAAAGUUAGUGGGAAAAAGACAGUCAAGGCAGUAUUGUGGGUUUCAGCUGAUGGACUCAGGGUGGUGGAUGACAAAACUAAGGACCUCAUUGUGGACCAGACCAUAGAGAAGGUUUCAUUCUGCGCUCCUGAUCGUAACUAUGACAAGGCCUUCUCCUACAUCUGCCGAGACGGUACUACCAGACGGUGGAUGUGCCACUGCUUCAUGGCUCUCAAAGACUCGGGGGAGAGACUAAGCCAUGCAGUUGGCUGUGCCUUCGCUGCCUGUCUGGAGAGGAAGCAGCGCAGGGAGAAGGAGUGUGGCGUGACGGCUUCCUUUGACGCCAGUCGCACCUCGUUUGUGCGUGAGGGCUCCUUCCGGUCCAACCCUUCUUGCCAGCAGAGCAGCAGCAGCGAGAGAGAUGACAAGCUGCAGGACAAGAAGAAAGACCAACCUUCUGCCAUCCCAGCUCUCCCACCUGGCACCGCCUCCCCACCCGAGGGUGCGGCGUCCCCCAUGGAGCGACCAGAGCCUGGCGGGCCUCACGCCAUCCCCCGUCGCCACGCGCCCAUCGAGCAGCUGGUGCGUCAGGGCUCGUUCCGGGGAUUCCCAGCCCUCAGCCAGAAGAACUCUCCCUUCAAGAGGCAGCUGUCGCUCCGCCUCAACGACCUGCCAUCCACACUGCAACGCAAGACCGACUUUCAGGACAAGAACCCUGUACCAGAGAUGGAUAUGGGGUUGCCAGGGGAGGGAGACUGUAGUAUUAACGCCCUGUGUAGCCAGAUCAACACUUCCUUCACCAAUCCAUCGGAUGAGCUCUUCUCAAACCCGUCUUUGCCUGCGAAUGGCCCUCCAACCUGCACUGUGCCCCCAGCCCUGCCUCCACCACCUGGACCAAUUCAGGGUACUUCUUCCUGGGUGCAGCCAGAGCCUCCACUCCACUCUCCUCCUCCGGUUUCUGUGGCGAUGCAAAUGCAGAUGCAGAGUGGACACAGGCGCACACCCUCUGAGGCUGAGAGAUGGCUGGAGGAAGUCUCCAAGGCUGUAAAGGCUCAGCAGACCCCUCCACCAGGCCCCACCAUCCCCACUAUCCCUGGACCACCCUCUAUGUCGAGUCAGCAGAUGUCCAGUCAGGCAGUCAUAUCAGCUGCCCCAGUGUCCACUGUCCCAAUGUCCCUUGGCACCAUGUCCAAACCUCUCCUCUCGGGCCCCUCUGCUCUCUCAGGUCAGGCGCCGAUGCCCCUCCCGCCCAUGUCAAUAUCAUCAGUUCCUCUAAUACCAGGUCCUCCAGUGUCAGGCCCCCCGAUGUCUCUACCCUCCAUGUCCAUUCCCACGAUGUCCGGUCCAAGCAUGUCUGGGGCCCCAAUGAUCCAGCCCUCCCUCCCUGGGCCCCCAUGCUCACUUCCAAGCUCCAUGCAACCCUUUCCCUUGGCUUUUGAUACCACCCCAGCUCCUGUGGGAAUGUUCGCCAGCCAGCCUGUCCAACCAGCAUUCGUGCCCAUGCAGACCUACAUGCCAGGCCUGGCCAGCAGUAUGACAUAUCCCAAUGCCAGUGUGCCUGUGGUAGGCAUCACACCAUCGCAAAUGGUGGCUAACGUCUUCUGCACUGCUACAGGCUCAUCUGGUGCAGGUGGAGCCAUGGGCUCGGCCGUAGGGGGACCAAAAGUGGGGCCACUUGGAACAGCUGGGCAGCACCAUUCUUACCCAGGCGUACCCAGUGCAGUCGGGCACACUGGAGGAUUUUCCACACCGCCAUUCUCUCCCACUCCGCCAUUAUCGACAGCCAUUAACGGCCUCCCACCGCACAGCAGCGCCACGAUGGCCCUCCAGAAUGGGACCUCCAGCAGUGGCGGGAAUGGUGGCAGCAGUAGCAGCUGGCCGCCAGAGGGCAGCCAGCUAACAGCUCCGGCAGCCAGCGACUCCCAAGACGAUGAUCGUUUUGAGGCUAAGUGGGCGGCACUGGAGGCCAAACCAUCGCCUCAGCAGCCUGGAAAUAAGACACCAGCUGCAGCAGCCAACCCGUUUUCCAACAAUCUUCAAAAGACUUUUGAGAUUGAGCUUUAAGCCUGAGUUGGCCUCCCAAAGCUGUAGCUCUAGCCCUGAAGUUCAAGUGAGAAAUGUGGGCUUAGGACAGGAUGCAGGUCCUCAAAGUUAGCCUAGCAUCUGACCUGUGGCAGCCUAGCAACUUGCUAAAAGCUCUCAUAUGAGUUGAUGUUAUAAUGAUCUUAAUUGCUUUCUUCACACUCCAAUGAGAGCUUUGGAGGAAGCUUACAAGUUGCUGGGCUGCCAUCGAAUGAUCAGGUCUCUAGCUCACUAGACUUGUUGGACUGAAUCCUUCCACUCCACCCGCUACCCACCUUUCUUCCCUGCUUUCACUUCUCCACUCUUGCUUUUCUUUACUUGGUGCAAGUCCCUGGAUGUACUGUAUGUGUCUCCCUGAGGACAUUGUAGGGGGGGCACAGCCCAGUGGUUUCUUUCUUUAAAAGGGGACUCCACUCAGAUGCAUUCCAAACCCAUGAGAUGUUUUUGUUUUUUUCCCUGGUGGAGGAUUUCGGUGGAGAAUAUAGCAGAUAUGGCAACAUCACAAGACGUGCAGAGAAGCAGAAGAGCAAUUUGUGGACUGAUGAUCAGACUGAUGCUGAUCUUAGCCAAGCACAGCGAAAGUUUGGAUACCUGAAAGGACUAGCCAAUGAUGAAAGACCCGACCCUACCAACCCAAAAGGACUUACUGACUAAUAGUAGAGAUUUAUGGCCAAAUUAUUUUAUUUAUUGUACUGCAUUUUUAUUUUAACAAGUUAUAUAUACGUAAAAAUCAAAUUUCUAAAGCAGUGUUUCAGGAGCGUGUUGUUUUCAUCCCCUAUAUUUAUUUUUGUUGAACCGUAAAGAGGAGGGAAACUACAGGUAGCAGAUAGGUAACGUCAGCAGUAGAGGGGAAAGUGUUGUGGGAAACCGAGUCGUGUAGCAGGAUAUAGCCUGGGCUGACAGUAAAGCAGUGUGUUGUGCAACAUGUGAGACAGUAAGUGUAUAUAGCAGCAUGUUUCUUCCACCUGUUAGUCCUCACAUAUAUACGCUCCACUGCUGGUGAGGCCAGUCGAGUCGAUACGGCUUCACCUCGGCUCUGUAGCCCGUUUCUGUUGCUAAAGCCUAUUUUCAAAGGUUACCAGGAUACGAGAAAUCACUUCAGGAUAUCCAGCACACAGACACUCUGGAUAAUACAGCACAGCAAGGACUUCAUCUUCCCCAGACAAACCCAAGGAACUUUAACAACUCAGUGGAAACAAAAAACACUCAACACUGUGCAACUAAAAAAAAAAGAUGAUGCACUACAUUCCAGCACUCAUAAUCCUUUUAUGUGUUCAAACACAGGGUAUAGUCUCAUCUCGUACAGUAUGAUUGUGUAUUCACCUCUAUUGUGCUACUGCGUCAGUAGUGCUACACUCAUUUCAGAUUUUGGGAUUAAUGAUAAGAGGUGAAAAGAGGAGAGGAACAUGAGCAGAUGUAAACCGAGGCGUGGCAAAUGAACGAACCGAGAGAAAUAAAGGAUAUACUUCGGAUGCAGAACUGUUAAGAACACUUGAUUGACAGAUUUACAGGGAGAGGAAAUAUAGAGCAGCAGAUAGAUUGCCAAAGGAAAGAAGGAAGGAUAACAUGUAUGUGAGAGACUGAAGGAGAGAAUGGAGUCAUACCUUUAAAAAAAUGAGACGGAGGAAGUCUGAAGAAAGGAAAAUAAGAUUAGAGGAGGAGGAGACAGAGUGUGUGAAAAUAUCGAGAACAAAGACACAUUCAUCAUGAAUCCCACAACCCGAGGACUGCCUGCCGUUUUUACAUCUUUUUUUAUCCCGAGGCCAAGCCACUUCCAUUUCAGCGUCAUGUUCCUCGGCUCCUAACGCCUCACAAACAACACUUUUGAUCAUAUUCUUUAAAAGAUGUUGCUUACUAUAUUAUUGAAGUCUCAAAAUGAUGUGCAACUCCCUAUAUAGUCAAAGCUUCAGCAAUGUCAAGACAGCUUUCUGUGUGUUAACUUGCAGUUUGCGUCAUAAAAGCUUGAAGCAGACGCAGCAUUACCGAGCAGAGACGUUCUUUAUCGAAGGGCUUUUCCAUGUGACAUAUAGGCCUAGCGAACAGGUGGUUUCUGUAUGUUAUAUAAAAACUGUAAUCUGACCAGAGACACUCCUGUUAUGUUCCUUGGGAAUUUAAUUGUAUGGAUUUGGACUGCCACUGAUUAGGUUUCCUGCUCAUUAACUCCCUACAGUUUAAUUAGCUCAUUAGGUCUCUUCCUGUGGCAGCCAUCCCGCCUGAUAGGCUGCCUUCUCAGAGAUCUUAAAUUUAUGUUCCACCGGCCUAAUUUAUACCAUCUCGGGUCCUCCCCGCAUUAUUGUCUUUUGUUUUUCAGACGAAUCGAUAUUUCUUCCCCACCAAAAACAAAUCCAAAUUGCUCUCUCUUUGCCCUCCUCUCUCUACAAGACCAGACUGGUUCACACAUAAAAAUCAGUGCUUUUAUUUCAUUGAAAAUAUAUUUUAGCCCUCGACUCUUGUUUGCACGCCCUCCAAAAUUAUAAAUGUAGGUUAAUUGUAUUUCCGCGUUAAAGCAAACUAAAUGACCUCAUAAACUUGAUUGUAAAACCAUAGUUUAGUGAUGGUAACAAAGCAAACCAGUGGAAUUUAUUUUUAAUCUUUAUUUACAGAAUUUUUGUAUUUAAACCUACAUAUUUGUAUUGUAAUUACAUUGUACAAAAGAUAAAUAAAGUAAUAUAAUAU